AUGGCACUAGUUGGAGGCAGUGUUGCCGACCAAGAUCCCUGCCUAAUUAAGGGAACAACUCUUGGUGGUGACCAUGGUACCGAGUUCAAUGACCUUUCAAAAUUGACUCGUCAUACAAAGAUCACUUCAAUUGAAGGGCGUUCGGGGGAACGAGUCGAUGCAGUUGGUCUUUGUCAGGCCGAUGAAUCUUGUACUCUUCACGGCGGAAAUGGAGGGGCUCCCAGCUCACGGCCACUUGGUCCCGGUGAACUAAUUACCAAAAUGGAAGUCCACCAGAUUAAGGACAAAGGACACACGAAAGUCGCUUUUAUCAAAUUUGAUUACACAGCAACAAGUGGAGAAGCGCGGGAAUUUCAGUUAGGGAAUCCAAUUCCUAAAACUGCUCCCGAAAACCAACGAGCUGUCUUUAUAUCCCCGGCUGGUGGUCAUCUUGUUGGCUUGCUUGGAAAAGCAGGUAAUGCUAUAGAUCGAAUUGGUGCUAUUUGGGUUGACGUUGGUUGUGUAAACAAAUCAGAGGAAGCGAACAACCCUUCGACCGCUCCAACCCCGGUCCCAGGAAAUCAAGGAAACACUCCGGUCCCAGGGAAUGCCCCGGUUUCAGGGAACACUCCGGUUCCAGGGAAUGCCCCGGUUUCAGGGAACACUCCGGUCCCAGGGAAUGCCCCGGUUUCAGGGAACACUCCGGUUCCAGAGAAUGCCAUGGUUUCAGGGAACACUCCGGUCCCAGGGAAUGCCCCGAUUUCAGAGAAUGCCCCGCCCCAAACUGAACUCAACUUUGACUUCCGAAAUGCCAAAGGCGUCAGACUUGGCCUCAACGGUGCCCUUUACGAUCGAUUUGGUAAUAUCGUAGGCUACAACAGCUAUCAAGGUGGUGGCUACAUUGGAGGCGGCGAAGGUGGGAACAGUUUCUUUGGUGGAGGCGGCAGAGGCGGAAACGGUUUCUUUAAUAGAGGCGGUGGCGGUGGCUUCAGUGGAGGUGGCGGUGUCGGUGGAGGUGGCGGUGGCUUCAAUGGCUACAAUGGAAACGAAUACUAUAGCGGUAUGGGCACUGGCCGAGACGAUGGCUAUGGCCGAGACAAUGGCCGAAGCGAUGGCGGUGGCCGAGACGAUGACAAUGGCCGAGACGAUGACAAUGGCCGAGGCGAAGGCGAUGGACGAGACGAUGACAGUGGCCAAGGCAAUGACAAAAAAGAAUACAACAACAAAGAAGGCAGUGGCAAAGAAGAAGGCGGUGGUAAAGAAGAAGUCAACAAAGAAGGCGAUGAUAACGGCGAAAAGAAGGGCGAGGAGAACUCAAAGGACCAAUAA
Messenger RNA from Peronospora farinosa, 1308 nucleotides. NCBI's taxonomy places the organism in Eukaryota, Oomycota, Peronosporomycetes, Peronosporales, Peronosporaceae. The record is from the annotation of a GenBank genome assembly.